AGGCAGAUGUAUUAUAUAUUACUACAGUGCCUGAUUGCAGUCGUUCUAAAGAUCUAUGUAUUGAAAAUUGUCUGACUGAAUAUCUGUGCCGACUGAGUUAGAGUCUAGACUAUAAUUAUUGACACGUCACUAUUUCUUAAUUCGACAAAACAAGCAAAAUGAAAUACCUGUUCACGGUGGUUGUUGCUGUGUUCGUUGGAUGUGCUGUUGCUGAAAAUUGCAUUCACGACAGUGUUACAUACAACAAAGGAGACCUUAUUCCGUUCAACGAUUGUAACAAUUGCCUCUGUGUUGGGCCUAAUAUACAAUGUGAUUUGAAGCCGUGCAAGGAAAUACCGGAAGACAAAUGUGAACUCAAUGGAAAGAAAUACAAGAAAGGAUCCCAAGUACAGUUCAACGAGUGCAACCAGUGCCACUGUGUUGGGCCUAAUCUAAAAUGUGACAUAAAGCCGUGCACUCCAAAACCUGAGGUCACGUGUGAACACAAUGGACAGAUAUACAAGGUAGGCGACAUACCGUCCGACGAUUGCAACACAUGUGAAUGUUACGAAGCUGAUGGUGUGGGACAAGUAUAUUGCCGUCGUAUAUCGUGCCUUCGAUUACCCGACCCGGUAUGCGAGGUCAAUGGAGUCAUAUAUAAAGAUGGGGACUACUUUAUGUCCGAUUGCAACAAAUGUUCGUGUGACAUGGGUGAAAUUUUGUGCACGUUAAUGGGUUGCGGUGACUAACCAUUAUAUUAAACAUCCAAUUCCAGAAGUUGUUUGAAAAGCAACUAGACAAUUUAAUAUUAAGUAAUAAAAGUUUUAGUUUAAAACAGGAAA
Messenger RNA from Physella acuta, 821 nucleotides. Its product is annotated as kielin/chordin-like protein. Gene Ontology annotation, molecular function: peptidase inhibitor activity. Lineage: Eukaryota; Metazoa; Mollusca; Gastropoda; Physidae. The record is from RefSeq and is a predicted model, not a curated record.